Esox lucius (northern pike) is the source of this 2617-nucleotide messenger RNA. RefSeq names its product alkaline phosphatase, biomineralization associated (gene alpl). The record is from RefSeq and is a predicted model, not a curated record. NCBI's taxonomy places the organism in Eukaryota, Metazoa, Chordata, Actinopteri, Esociformes, Esocidae. The coding region runs from base 345 to 1928 and encodes 527 amino acids. Gene Ontology annotation, cellular component: plasma membrane. Gene Ontology annotation, biological process: dephosphorylation. Gene Ontology annotation, molecular function: alkaline phosphatase activity. The transcript has 12 exons.
GUCUCAUCCCCUAGAACUCCUGUACGGAGCCAACAGAUGACAUCUCAAUCUCCCUUUAAUACAAAUUUGCAUUCCUACUUGGAUACUUUUCUGUGACACCAUGGACCAAGAUGGACUCUCAGUGGUGGUGACCCUUUUCUCUAGCAUUCUCCUGGUGAUCGUCCUAGCGUUGCUCUGCUACUUCACAUGCAGGCUAACCAGUGUGCUGCCGAUUGGUGGGGCCACACGUUUCUGAGCUUCCCAGAGAUUAGAAGCCUAUUUCUAUGGCACGUCUUGAUCUAGUUCGGGAGGUCCCUGGUAACUCUGCAGUCCAGGCAACACGUCAAACGUAGAAAGAAAGCAUCAUGAAGGGGACAGUCCUGCUCAUCAUCUGCUCAGGCUUGACCUGGGGAGUUCCUGGGAAACCUCUGUUUCCUGACCAGGAGAAAGAUCCCAGCUUCUGGAACAAAUGGGCCCAAAGUACUUUAAAGAAUGCCCUCCAACUUCAGAAACUCAACCAAAACACUGCAAAGAACCUCAUACUCUUCCUCGGUGAUGGAAUGGGCAUUCCCACAGUGACAGCAGCACGGAUACUGAAGGGGCAACUGAGCGGAAAGAGUGGGGAGGAGACCCAGCUGGAGAUGGACAAGUUCCCCUUUGUGGCUCUUUCCAAGACAUAUAACACCAAUGCUCAGGUAGCAGACAGCGCGGGCACAGCAACAGCUUACCUCUGCGGGGUGAAGGCCAAUGAGGGCACUGUGGGGGUUAAUGCAGCUGCCACCCGCUCCCAGUGCAACACCACUCAGGGUAACGAAGUCACCUCCAUCCUCAGAUGGGCCAAAGAAGCAGGCAAGUCUGUGGGAAUAGUGACAACAACACGUGUAAACCAUGCCACUCCCAGUGCAGCCUACGCCCACUGUGUGGACAGAGACUGGUACUCUGAUGGCGAGAUGCCGGCUGAGGCUAUACAGGCGGGCUGCAAGGACAUCGCCAGGCAACUCUUUGAGAACAUUCCAAACAUUGAUGUGAUUAUGGGAGGAGGGAGGAAGUACAUGUUUCCCAAAAACCAGUCCGAUGUGGAGUAUCCUGGAGAUAAGAAACACUUCGGAACUCGCAAAGAUGGAAGGAACUUGGUGGCAGAGUGGACUAACCGAAUGAAAAACAAGCAAGCCUUCUAUGUAUGGAACCGGAAGGAACUUAUGUCACUUAAUCCUAAUAAUGUGGAUUAUAUUUUGGGUCUGUUUGAGCCAGGGGAUUUGUUAUACAACUUGGAAAGAAACCCUGACACUGAUCCUUCCUUGACCGAGAUGGUGGAAGUGGCCAUCAAGAUCCUAAGGAAAAACCCCAAUGGAUUCUACUUGCUUGUAGAGGGGGGCCGCAUUGACCAUGGGCAUCACGAGGGCAAAGCCAAGCAGGCUCUUCAUGAGGCAGUCGAGAUGGACCGGGCUAUUGGCCUCGCUGGCCUUUUGACCAACAUACAUGACACCAUGACUGUUGUCACUGCUGACCACUCUCACGUGUUCAGCUUCGGAGGGUACACGUCAAGGGGAAACACAAUAUUUGGACUGGCUCCAAUGUUUAGUGAUGUGGAUCAGAAGCCCUUCACUGCUAUCUUGUAUGGUAACGGACCAGGGUUUAAAGUUGUUGACGGUCUGAGAGAGAACGUCUCCACAAUUGACUAUCAGGAGAAUAACUACCAGGCCCAGGCGGCAGUGCCGCUGAGUAUGGAAACUCAUGGAGGAGAGGAUGUAGCUAUAUUUUCUAAGGGCCCCAUGGCUCACCUGUUGCAUGGUGUCCACGAGCAGAACUACAUUCCCCAUGUUAUGGCCUAUGCUGCCUGCAUUGGCCAGAACAGAGACCACUGCAUGUCAUCCAAUGGCGCCUCUGGACUCGGCCCUGCUCUAGCCAGCCUGACAGCUCUCCUCACACUUAACCACCUCUUCUGCUGACCUUUCACCCCACUCCCUUCAAUAAUUCACAGGCCCUUCCUCUCAUUUUACUGUAGAUGUAUUACUCCCAGCCUUCCCUUGUGAAAUAUAUACAAUAUGUAUGUCUUUUCUAGUGUUGAUUUUUAUUCUUAUAUUCCUCACAUUUUGAUGACUUUGGGACCACUGUAGGGCAAUUAACGGUUUGUGUUAUGAGCCUGGAUGAUGUCCACCAGAUUCACUUUGGAAAAAUGAGGGCAUUGCCUUUAUUCUGCUGUGACAUACAGUGCCUAAUAAAGGUAUUCACCCCCAUGGACCUUUCCACCUUUUAUUGUGUUCCAACAUUAAAUAGUUUUUGCCACUGAUCCACACUUUUCUGUUUUAUAUUUGCCAAUGUUCUUUUUUCACUUUCUCAUUAAAGAAGUUUUUUGUGUUGGUGAGUGGCAAACAUUCCUAAAUAAAUCCAUUUUGAUUUCAUGAUGUAACAUAAUAAAAUGUGGAUAAGUCCAAGGGUGGUGAAUACUUUUGAGAGCUACUGUAUAGGAUUGUUGUUUCAGUACUUUAUAUUCAUAAUUGUGGUAAUACUUUAACUGUUUGAAUUAUUCUGUCAUAUUAAUGGGUUUCAGAUAAGGGUAUCAUUCAACAUUUUUAUCAAUCAUUGUAUAGAAAAAUAACCUAUCAGUAUUAAUGAAAAUUAAAUGUUGCUGCCCACA